CAUAAGAUGCGCCUAGGUUUUAGAGGAGAACAACAAGAAAAAAAUAUUCUGAACCAAUGGACUGCGGACACAGUACAGGGGAUGACCAGAGACUGCGGACACAGUACAGGAAAUGGACCAGAGACUGCGGACACAGUACAGGGGAUGACCAGAGACUGCGGACACAGUACAGGGGAUGACCAGAGACUGCGGACACAGUACAGGAGAUAACCAGAGACUGCGGACAUAGGACAGGAGAUGACCAGAGACUGCGGACAUAGUAUAGGAGAUGACCAGAGACUGCGGACAGGAGAUGACCAGAGACUGCGGACACAGUACAGG
Messenger RNA from Staurois parvus, 321 nucleotides. NCBI's taxonomy places the organism in Eukaryota, Metazoa, Chordata, Amphibia, Anura, Ranidae. The record is from the annotation of a GenBank genome assembly.